ACUUCUUUGGGUCUCUGAAUCGAUGUAGUGAACCUCACAGUAAUCCAGAAUGCGGCAGGGUAUUGCAAGGAGUAUUUCAGUCCCCGUUUCAUGCACAUGUCUCACCUCCGUGAAUGCACUACUCUUGUCCUGAACCUCAUUGGAAAAGUCAGGGAAAAACUCCACCUUUGUCCCUUUCCAGUGAAAAGUCCUAAAUGAAUUUACUCUGAGCCGGAACAUCUCCUUGUCAGUGUAUGAGCAUGAACACUGGUUACUUGCUUUAGUAAUCGCUGGGGGAAUGGUUCUCUGCUGGCUUGUCUUCUCACGCUGCACAUCUGUCUCUCUCAAUGAGUAUGUGGAGGGGUUAACAUGGCGCCAGGUGAAUCACCAGGUUGUGCUGAAUCACAGAUUACAGAGCAAUCAAGCCAAGCUUAUGGAACCAGUGAGGACUGACGUGCUGACUGUAACCCCAUGGCUGGCUCCUAUAGUCUGGGAGGGGACCUUCGACCCCCUGGUCAUAGACGAGGCCUUCAGGUCCCACAACCUCACCAUUGCUACCACUGUGUUUGCUGUAGGGAAAUACACUCGUUUUCUCUGUGACUUCUUAGAGUCAGCUGAGAAGCACUUCAUGGUGGGGCUGGAUGUGCACUACUACGUGUUCACCGACCUGCCCGGCGAUGUGCCUAGCAACAUGACUCUUGGUGUCGGCAGGCUGCUCAGCAUCGUGAGCGUGCCGAAGUUCGACCGCUGGCAGGAGAUAUCCCUCCGCCGCAUGGAGCUCAUCCAGACUGCCAUUGAGGAUCACAUCCACAGGGAGGCGCACUACAUCUUCUGCCUGGAUGUAGACAUGAGGUUCCAUGGCCGUGUGGGAUCCGAGGCGCUGGGGAGACUGGUGGCUGCCAUCCACCCCUGGUUCUACAUGUACCCCCGGAGCCAGUACCCCUACGAGCGGCGGGCCGUGUCCACAGCCUCUGUACCUCAGGACCAGGGAGACUUCUACUACCAGGCCAACAUAUUCGGAGGAGUGCUGGAGGAUGUUCAUAGGCUGACCAAGACGUGCAGGGAGAACCUGGAGGUGGAUAAGUCUGUGGGUGUGGAGGCUGUGUGGCAGGAGGAGAGUCACCUGAACUGGUACCUGGUGAAGAAUAAGCCCACCAAGCUGCUGUCACCUGAAUAUGUGUGGGACGACGCUAGAGGACGGGCCACCAAGGAGAUAAAACUCGUCCGCUUCUCCUCUGUCAUCAAGAACAAGGCAGAGGUCAGGGAGAACCCAUGAGAUGCAGCCCAUCCAGAUAUAUAUCUAUAGCUUAAACAGACAGAUAUCUAUAGCUUAAACAGACUGAUAUCUAUAGCUUAAACAGACAGAUAUCUAUAGCUUAAACAGACAGAUAUCUAUAGCUUAAACAGACAGAUAUCUAUAGCUUAAACAGACAGAUAUCUAUAGCUUAAACGGACAGAUAUCUAUAGCUUAACUUAAACGGACAGAUAUCUAUAGCUUAACUUAAACGGACAGAUAUCUAUAGCUUAACUUAAACGGACAGAUAUCGAUAGCUUAACUUAAACGGACAGAUAUCUAUAGCUUAACUUAAACGGACAGAUAUCUAUAGCUUAACUUAAACGGACAGAUAUCUAUAGCUUAACUUAAAUGGACAGAUAUCGAUAGCUUAAUUUAAACGGACAGAUAUCGAUAGCUUAAUUUAAACGGACAGAUAUCGAUAGCUUAACUUAAACGGACAGAUAUCUAUAGCUUAACUUAAACGGACAGAUAUCGAUAGCUUAACUUAAACGGACAGAUAUCGAUCAGGAAUGUUUUAAUAUGCUAAUUACCCCACCCGAGGUGAUGACAUUGACGCUAGAGUUUUAAAGACUCGAGCUAACUAUAUUUAAGCUCUUGAGUCUUCCUCAUCUCUGAGAACUGCCACAACAAAAUAAUUAUGUUCAAGACAACUGAGCGUGUUGUUGGUACCCACCCUAACAGCGACAUGUUAGCCUCCCCUGAUCUGUGAACAGUUUUAACAAUUAUUAUGAUGUGAAGCCCUUUAAUACUUGUAUUGAAAAGCGCUAUACAAAUAAAGUUUAUUAUUAUUAAGUUGACAUUUUA
Molecule: messenger RNA, 2080 nt
Organism: Oncorhynchus kisutch (coho salmon)
Lineage: Eukaryota; Metazoa; Chordata; Actinopteri; Salmoniformes; Salmonidae
Product: globoside alpha-1,3-N-acetylgalactosaminyltransferase 1-like
Exons: 11
Coding region: 278-1255 (325 amino acids)
Biological process (GO): carbohydrate metabolic process
Cellular component (GO): Golgi apparatus; vesicle; membrane
Molecular function (GO): hexosyltransferase activity
Source: RefSeq, a predicted model, not a curated record